Mesorhabditis belari is the source of this 1359-nucleotide messenger RNA. The record is from the annotation of a GenBank genome assembly. NCBI's taxonomy places the organism in Eukaryota, Metazoa, Nematoda, Chromadorea, Rhabditida, Rhabditidae.
AUGUUGUGGGCGAUUUUCUUCGCGACAGCCUCGGCGGCACUCACGAUUUACUUGAUUACCAAAGUUGAGUACAAGUAUUCUGAACUACAGUACCCUGGCCACCUCGGCGGCACUGACGAUUUACUUGAUGUCAAUCACCUCAUAAAGUCAAAGCCGGACGCGCCUCGAGUUCACCUCGUCGAAGCCUGGGGACAGAGAUGGAAACGCUUGCGAACGAUUGUGAGCCCGCAAUUCUCGAAUAACUCACUCAAAAGGAUCCUGCCGACCAUCAACGACUCAUCGCGUCACCUCGUCGCACAUCUUGGAAAAAAUUUGAACAAAAACGAGCACAUCAACAUUCAUCGUUAUUAUCAAGAGUACACGAUGGAUGUGAUCGCUCGUGUGGCGAUGGGAGUCAAAGAGAGCCGACAAUGGGACAGCGAAUACCCGGAGAUUUUGAGAGGGAUUUUCGAUCGAAACCCCCGCGAGCCAUUUUUCUUGCUCGCCUGUAUGAUGCCGUUCUUGAAACCGAUCUUGGCUCCAUCUUUCAAAUGGUUAGCGAAAGUGUUGCGACUGCCGGCGAGUCGACUUUUUGAGCAAAUCGAGAGCGCCGUUGAGGAGAGGAAAACAUUGAGGGACCAAGGAAUCGUGACAAACGACGACUUCAUCGAUCUCUUUUUGGAUGCCGAAGCGCAAAUCGAUCACAAAACGGAGGGAGCUUUAGACCGGAAAGACGUUCAUGUGAACCGAAAGCUGACGACGGACGAGGUGAUCGCUCAAUGCUUUGUCUUUCUGGUUGCCGGCUUUGACACAACGGCCAACACACUGGCCUACGUUUCGCACUUUUUGACGAAAAAUAAAGAUGUGCAGGGCCGAGUGCGAGAGGAAAUCGAUCAGAUUUGUACGACCGAGGAGAUCACCUACGAGCAGCUCAACGAGCUCAAGUACAUGGAUUGCGUGACAAAAGAGGGACUCCGACUCCAUCCACUCGCAACAAUCGCUGUUUCCCGGGUGGCCGAAAGGGAUUGCGAGUUCGCCGGUGUCCAAAUCGACAAGGGAACGAUUAUUCAGGUCGACGCCUACAGCCUACAAAAAUCGAAAGAGAUCUGGGGCGAGGAUGCCGAGGAUUUCGUCCCGGAAAGAUGGAUGAACGCCACGAAAGAGCAACACCAAGCCUAUUUGCCUUUCGGUGGAGGGCCAAGGAUGUGCGUUGGCAGCCGCCUCGCGUACACCGAAGAAAAGAUGGCGUUGGCGCAACUUUUGAGGAAAUACGAGCUGGUGGACGCGGAAAAGCCACAGGAAACCCUCGAUCUCCGCGGUGCAAUCACGAUCUCUCCCCUUUCGGUCGACGUCCGAAUUCGGUCGAGACCGAAUUCAAAU